AUGACUUACAUACUUCUAUCCGCCGCUGUUGGCUUGGCGGCGUUGUACUUGUACCAUGUCAAUUCAGCCAUGAAGAGAAUCCCAGAGGAAGCCCGGAAACUUUCUCCGCAACGAUGGACUACAGAUGAGAUCAAAGCUGCCUACCAAAAGAACCUGGAGAAUCCAGUCGACGUGACAAAAAGCAUCCCUGCAAAACAGAGUCGCCGCUACGUAGUAGUGGGUGGAGCUGGCCUGGUGGGAGGUUGGAUUGUCCAGCAUUUGUUGGCCCGCGGCGAAAGCCCAUCUGCAAUUCGCAUCCUGGAUCUCCUCUCUCCAACAAAAGACGUUCUCGAUCUAGGUGUAGCCUACGUCAAAACCAAUAUCUCCGAUGAAAUCCAAGUCAACGUCGCAUUUGAGCAACCAUGGCCGCAAACCGUUGCACAGCUCCCCUUGACUGUCUUCCACACAGCAGCCAUUAUUCGCCCACAAGAUCGGAUGAAAAUGCUUCUGUUCAUUCACAACAGAGUGAAUCUGGACGGCACAAAGAAUGUUCUCAACGCAGCCAGAAACAACGGUGCAAGCUGUUUCAUCUCGACUUCUUCUGGAUCUAUAGCUCUUCACCGCCCCAAUUUCUGGGUUGCUCCUUGGUCGAAAGUGCCUGGACGAGCUGUACAGAUCCUCAGCGAUUGUGCCCCACUACCGAAAAGACAUGAAGAAUUUUUUGGAAACUACGCCGUGAGCAAGUCCGAAGCGGAACGGUUCGUUCGUUCGGCGGAUGACACUUCAUCUAAUUUCAGAACUGGAUGUAUUCGACCGGCGAAUGGUAUCUAUGGAAUUGGAAGCGAUGCCGCAAUGACUCUUACUGGUGUCUAUUUACGUAGAGGAACCUGUCCAACUUGGUUGAACAACGUCAUACAAAGUUUUGUCAACGCCGAGAACGUUUCUAUUGCCCAUCUGCUCUAUGAACAACACUUGCUAGAGCAAAGUCAACCUGGCUCCACGCUCCCCAAUAUUGGUGGAGAAGCUUUUGUUGUCACGGACCCCAACCCGGCAAUCUCUUUCGACGACGUUUACACGCUACUGUGCACUCUUUCCAAGACCCCAGUUCAUUUCCCGAAGAUUCAACCUGUACAGAUGCUCGUUUUAUCUCAUAUUCUUGAGGUCUACUCGUACAUUCAGUUCAAAUACUUGCCCUGGCUUUUACCAGCGAUCAAGGGUGAUCUGGCCCAAAUCCAACCAUCGCUGUUUUCUAUUUCGGACGUGUUUGUCAUUGCGGAUGAUUCACGAGCGAGAAAAUCACCCGAGCAAGGAGGAUUGGGAUACAAUGCUCCACUUACGACAAUUGAGGCUAUGUGUAAGCAGUUGCUGGAUUGGAAUGAGAAGGCUGAUGCAAAGAAGGUUUUCGUUGAGGAGAAGGUGGGACCUUUACGAGUGACUGAAGAAGGAGUUGACAUUAAUGUUGCUGCACCGGUGAAAAAUAUUUAG
Molecule: messenger RNA, 1464 nt
Organism: Penicillium angulare
Lineage: Eukaryota; Fungi; Ascomycota; Eurotiomycetes; Eurotiales; Aspergillaceae
Product: putative 3-beta hydroxysteroid dehydrogenase/isomerase family protein
Exons: 3
Coding region: 1-1464 (487 amino acids)
Biological process (GO): ergosterol biosynthetic process
Cellular component (GO): endoplasmic reticulum
Molecular function (GO): 3-beta-hydroxy-Delta5-steroid dehydrogenase (NAD+) activity; 3-beta-hydroxysteroid dehydrogenase [NAD(P)+]/C4-decarboxylase activity
Source: RefSeq, a predicted model, not a curated record